Messenger RNA from Paramecium sonneborni, 1200 nucleotides. The record is from the annotation of a GenBank genome assembly. Lineage: Eukaryota; Ciliophora; Oligohymenophorea; Peniculida; Parameciidae.
AAUAAUAAAUAUGAUAAAUAAAAUAUUUGUUAGAGCUUACUUUUAGACAGUUAAAGCCGUGAGAUUUACUUUUGAUGAGAUAUAAGAUUGUAGCAUAAAUUUAAAUUCAAAAAUUGAAGAAGCUUAUGGAGAUCAUGGAUUAGGAUUAGCAAUAGUUAGUGGAAUUCCAAAUUAUAAGAAGAUGAGACUAUAAUUAUUGCCCUUGGCAUAAAGAUUGGCAAUAUAACCAUAAGAAUAUCUAAGAACUCUUGAGAGACCUGAACAUUUUUAUUCGAAGGGUUGGAGUUGUGGUGUUGAAUAAGUAAAUGCAAAAAAUGAUAAAUUUAGUUUAAAGGAAAAUUUGAUAAAUCAAAAGGGUCAUUUUACAAUAACCCAAAUUAUGAUAGACAUCAUGAAGUAGGAAAGGAAUAUUAAGAUUAAAAAUAGGGCAAUUUGAUUGCAUUAGAGAAUGUAUGGCCAGAGAGAAUUCCAGAAUUAGAAGGAGCUUUUAAGAACUUAGGAAGGUUGAUGGUAGAUACAGGUGCUUUAUUAUCAUAUCAUAUUGAUAAAUACAUACAUUCAAAAUGUAAUACAUAUGAAUUAGGGAAAUUGUACAGAUUUAUAAGAACAGGUGAUUCACAUGUUGGAAGAUUAUUACAUUAUUUUGACGGUCCAAAUACAGAUGAAUGGUGUGGAUGGCAUAAUGAUCAUAGUGCACUUACAGCAUUAACAUGUCCAAUUUAUAUGCAUAAUGAUCAAAUUGUAGAUUAUACAGAUAAAGAAGGAGGUUUACUAGCUAAAAAUAGAUAUGCAGAAAUAAUGAAAGUAGGAAUGGAUCCAGAUUGUUUAGCAUUUUAGAUAGGAGAGACAGCAUAGAUUGUUUCAGGUGGAAUAAUUGAAGCUACACCUCAUUGUGUAAAAUAGAUUAUUUAUAAAAUAGGUUGUUAAAAGUGAUGAGACUGUAAGAAGGUAGUUGAAUAGAAAUACUUUUGCUGUAUUUAUGGGACCAUUAUCUAAAGAAAUUUUAAAUGUUCCAAAAGGAAUAGAUAAAAAUAAUGCAUUGAAUAAACCUGCAUAUAAUGUACCAUCACUUUUAGGAAGAUGGAAAGAAAAUAUGACUUUUUAAGAAUAUAGCGCAAAUAGCUUAAAAGCUUAUUCUUGAAAUUAGAAUAUGCAUUUUAGAAUUGAUUAACAUAAAUAAUUUAUAAAAUAAUUAAUUUA